AUGUGCUCUUCUUCUACUACUACUACGGGCACUUCUUCCUUCCCAUUCCACCGCAUCACCGUCACUCCCUCACUCCUACUCUUACGACGCCGUAAUCUCCCAAUUCUAAGACCCAAAAACCCUAAUAAACUCCUCCGCCUCUCUGCUUCAAUCACCGACUCACACCUCCACCUCUCCUGGUCCUCUCCUCCACCUCCCACUGAUGAUGACUUCAAAGGCUGGGAUUUUCUCGAAUCCUCUCCACAAAACAACAAGAAAGGGUUACCGAAAAUUGUAAUUUCUGGGAUUGGGAUCUGUGUUGUUGCUCUGUUAACUGCCAUUGCAUAUUUCUCCCUCUCUAGAAAAGGAUUCAAGUUCCGGUUUCGUAUUCCAAGCUCAAUUGAGACCACAGUAACUGAUAAAACUGAAACUAAUGUGUUUGACGAAGAUACUGCUGCUGUGUCUGAGGCAGCCUUGGAUGGUAUAUCUGAUACUACCGGCUUAAUUCUCCCUGAAGAGCCCACAGAGAAGCCUGAAUGUGUAAAAGUGUCGGUUGAAGUGGAUUCUAACCAACUGGAAGCUCUAUCAGUUUUGAAGAAACUGAAGAUCCUUGAAGAUGAUGUAAAGGCUGAUGAAUUGUGCACUAGGAGGGACUAUGCAAGAUGGUUAGUCCGUCUAAAUUCGUUAUUGGAAAGGAAUCAGAAGCAUAGAAUUGUUCCAUCAAUAUCACUUUCUGGUUCAGUAAUCGCUGCAUUUGAUGAUUUGGGUGUUGAAGAUCCAGAUUUUGAAUCCAUCCAAGCCCUUGCUGAGGCUGGCAUCAUACCCAGCAGGCUGUCAGGGACCAAUUCCUGCCCUGGCAAUUCAGAUGGUGGCUUCUGCUUUUACCCUGACAGGUUUAUUUCUAGGCAGGAUCUGAUCAACUGGAAAGCUCAAUUAGAGUAUGGGUUUUUGCCAGGAAUAUCAGAACAGAUGUCAAGAACAAAAGUAGAUUAUAUGGAUGUAAAGGAGAUAAGCUCAGAUGCAUCACCUGAACUUUUUAACGACAUGUUGGCAGGGGACAAGAGCAUUAUCAGAAAAGUUUUUGGACAGAGCAGGCGGUUUCAGCCAAAUAAACCUUUAACAAAGGCACAGGCAGCAGUCGCUCUGACAAGUGGCAGGAUGUCUGAAGCAGUUUACAGUGAAAUAUUGAGGCUGGAAGUUGAGAUGUCUUUAAGGCAAGCUGCAAUGAAAGAAAUUUGGAAUGAAUUUCUUGAGAGAGGAGAUAUAAAAAGGUUUUGGGAUGAGAAGAUGAAUGAAGAAAGGAUACGAGGUUUUGAGGUUGAGAAGCUUUAUAUUGCCAAUUUACAUGAAUUGGAAGAGGAGAAAAUUGUACAAGUGAAAACUUACGAAGAGUGUUUGAAGGAGCAGGCAGCUAUGAAUUGUCAGAGGCAACUGCUUCUCCGUCUCAAGGAAGAGGUUGAUGAGAUGUCAGAAAGUCUUGCAUCUGAGAGGUCUGUGUAUCUAGCUGAGCGGUGUAAUCUGCAGGAAUUGCUUAGUGAAUUACAGUUGGAGCAGGAAAGGAUGCUUGAUACAAAAUCUAUACUGGAAGCUGAAAUUGAAGCUCUUCGAAUCCUCAGCUCACUUCUCAGUGCUCAGGUGGUGCAAGACUUCUUCGCGUUGUCGAUUUACCCCAAGCAUGCCCACUAUAAGAAAGUGCUGGCACCAAGUGAUUAA
Molecule: messenger RNA, 1692 nt
Organism: Dovyalis caffra
Lineage: Eukaryota; Viridiplantae; Streptophyta; Magnoliopsida; Malpighiales; Salicaceae
Source: the annotation of a GenBank genome assembly